Molecule: messenger RNA, 1732 nt
Organism: Orbicella faveolata
Lineage: Eukaryota; Metazoa; Cnidaria; Anthozoa; Scleractinia; Merulinidae
Product: centriolar and ciliogenesis-associated protein HYLS1-like
Biological process (GO): cilium assembly
Cellular component (GO): centriole; non-motile cilium
Source: RefSeq, a predicted model, not a curated record
CACUAGAAGUACCGUUGCUGUUGUUGAUUUCAAGCAAAUGGUGGAAACUUAAUUUCGUAAAAAACGCUGUGAAAUCAUGGCUGAGAGCUUCGACUUCACGGAAGAAGAGAUCAAAAGAAAGCUAGAACAGCUUGGCUAUUCGAAUAUACCAAGUGACAAGCUAAGACUAUUUCAAAGAGAUCUCAGACAACUAAUUGAAUCGGAGAGAGCGAGCUCCAGCGAGAGCAGGCAUCUUAGAAGUCAAGAAACGCCAUCAUCCGUCAGUGGCAGCUAUUAUACUGACAGUUACUUAGAGGGAAGUAAAGAUGAAACCUCUUCAUCUUCAAAUGUUUUUGACAGUAGCAAAGAACGGCACCAUGUGAAUGAUAGUUACAGAUCCCCUUUGGAGGACACUGUUUUCCCUAGGACAAAGUCUGCACCAACUCUGACAAAGAUAAGUCAUCACCCUUUUGGCAAGGAGAAUUUACAUCACCACCAAGCAAAUCCUGGGCUAGUAAGAGGAGAAUCAAGUUCCACAGCCAAAAGUUCUCCUCAGUCUGAGCAAUCCAGACCAAGCAGUAGGAAUAUCAAGAGAAAAGUAUUGAGAAGAAGAGAUGGUGAAUCCAGAGUGUUUGAUGAAUCAUUUGCAAGUACUGAUUCAGUCACAGAUAUAUCUGAAUUGGAGCAAAGACUUAGAGACCUUCCAGUCAACACAACAGGUGAAAUUGAUGAAGCAGAUGUCAUCAGCGUACAGAGUGAAGGAUCCACGGAACCUACUGACUACCGACCAUGGGAAAAUUAUGCUGACAGAGCAUUACCCUCCUUUAUUCGUCCAUCUACUCGUCACCCUCAUACACGGCAAUUGAAGAAAUCUGAUCCUGUUUCAAGAUAUCACCAAUUUAAGUAUGAAUGGCAAGCAAACAAGGCACCAGGGGAAAAAAGUCACAAAAAUCUGCGUUGGAAUGUCAGGGGAAAAAUGUUGCAGUGUGACGUGUUUGAGAAACCACAACAUAACUUUGUUCCCAACAAAUACGUAGUUCCAACAGAUAAGAAGAGGCAAGCAUUACGCUGGGAAGUCAGAUCAAGUUUGGCAAGAGUUUAAUAGUAACCAGCGAUACACUAAAUAAAUGUGAUUAAAUAUUUAACAUACACUAAUUGUUGUCAAGCACAAUUUCCAGUUACUACAUUAAAAUGAACAAUUUACUCACACAGUCACCUAGGCUAGGUUAAUUAUAAGCACAUUGUCACAUGUAUACAUAUUUGAUUGUAAUAAAUUAUUUCACGUACUGCAGAAAGUUUUGGCUUGUUUUUUUUGUCAGCUUGGGGUUAUGAUAUGGGUGAACCUUUUCAGGUGUUAAACCCCGGGAGACGGGGAACUCCAUGUGAAAAGGUUUGGGAUGCUCGACUUGCUCAGGGGUAUAAAUUGAGGAUUCUAGUUUCACUUAGGGUGUCACUGAUGACAAAAUGUCACUAUUUUUAGCUGUCAAAGCAUCUUUUAGGGUGCACUCAAAGAAAUUAUAGUAAUAUAAAAAUGCUCUUAUUUCUGUUUUUGGGCCUGGUUUCUGCUGGUCUUUUAAGUCAAGUCUAGUAUCACAGGCUCCUUUCCUGAACAACAGCUGGUAACCAAGCGUAUUCCAUUUAAGUGGUAUCUUUUACAGGUCAGAUAAAGCCCGAGCCACACCCAAAUUGGUCUCCUUUAGGGGUUUGAUUCAAAUUUUAGGAUGAGUAUCCCCAAUUUUUUUGUAUCGGAGUU